AACAGAUUGAAAAUAGCAAAACUCAUUGAUAUCUCUUAUAAUCGAUGUCUAAAAAUGUGCUGGUUGAUUGGAAUUUGCAGUAGUUAGAAGUUUAAUUUUUCAUAUUAAAUUUUAGCGUAACAAACUAAUAUUAAAUUGCCAGUUAGUACAUUUAUUUGGGAAAUAACCCACAUAUGUUAAUCAAUUCAUUAAAUUCAAUUCAUGUCAGCACCGAAGCAUGUUUUAAUUUAUACAGGUGCUGAUUGUCUUAUCAAGUUGUUUUUUAAAAAUAUCAAAUUUCGAAGCCGACUUAUAUAAAAAAGUCAAAUGGAUGACAGUGAUAUAGAAGAAAAAAAAGUUGGAAAAAGUCCUAUUAAAAAACGGGCACUGAUAACUAACUUCUUGAAAUGGUCGGCCCCGUCAAUGGCUCGAAAGGAUGAGAUUUACGGCCGGACUAAGGCCCCUCUAAAUAUUGAACGACCAAUAUCGCUAGAGACAAAGUGCGGCGAACUAAGGGAGGUUCUUAACUGUAUACGUCCACCCAGAGCUUGGUGCGAAGAUGGUGUUUAUUGGCGACAAGAUGUGUCAGAUGAGCCUACAACUCGACCAGAAGUUCUUGCCUUGGCAGAAGCUCUAGAUGAAGCGAUCAUACAAUCUAAUGCCAGAGAGACAGGCCUCUGUGAACUUCGUGAAGUUAUUUACGCCGAUAUCUUUGAUGAACUGAUUCGACAGGUUGCGAUAAACUGCAUAGAACGAGGGCUACUUCUCUUGAGGAUAAGGAAUGAAGCUGAGGAUUCUAUAAUAUCAUUUCGGCGUCUAUAUUCCAGCAGUUUAGCUUAUGGCGUCAGAAAGACAUUAGAAGCUGAUAAGGACAUGAUACUACUAAAGGAAGAAGUUGAAAAAAUUUCUGGUGAGAAAGCAAUAUUAGAAGAGGAGCUGCAAAAUGUCAGGUUCACAAUUGCAGAAAAAGAGAGAGAGUUGGCUGAAAGAAUGGAAGAAAUUCAAACAAAGCACAAGAACCAAUUGGAUCUCUUGACGGAAUUGCAGACUAAUCUGAAGUAUCAGCUUCUCUCUAUUACUUCUCUGAACAAGAACAAGACUUGAGGAAAACAAAUACUACAAGUAUGCUAACUAUAUAAAAAAAAUUAGUAGAUGUUGAAUAUGAUUGUUGAUUUGAUUUAUUGUGCAUGAAGAUAUUUAAUAGAAGUAAUUUUCUAUUUCAAUAUUCCAAUAAGAUGUUGACAGAUAUGGGCAUGUCACAAAUGAAAUUUUUCAUGUAUAUUUAUAAUUUCACUAUAGCAGUUAUAAUCUAACUGUUUCAUUAGUAAAAUUCACUGAGAAUGAAAAUGAAACAAUUCGUAUUUUGAUCCUAUCAUGACUCAGAGAUAAUAUUGUUCUUCAUAGUAGAGCAUCGUUAGCAAUUAAAUUUGUUAAAAGACUAUAUGUUGACUCGGCUACUGUCCUAAAAGAUCUUGUUUACUUUUACAGAACAGUAAAGAAUAAUAUCCCGUUUUAAUUCAUUGUCCUCUUAAAUAUAACAUUUUGGUAACGGCAUUCUUUAAAAUUUUGUAUUGUCUUGUAAGAUUUUUUUUUUUUUUUAAAUAGUUGAAAUAUUUUCUUUCUUUUCUAUUGAGUUCUCCAAAAGUCCUUUUCUAUCAAUAAAAAUUGGUUUUUAAAAAAUAAUAUCAGUGUUCCUUUUGUUUCUUUAUAAGAAUAGGCAGUUUUAAAU
Nezara viridula (southern green stink bug) is the source of this 1708-nucleotide messenger RNA. NCBI's taxonomy places the organism in Eukaryota, Metazoa, Arthropoda, Insecta, Hemiptera, Pentatomidae. The record is from the annotation of a GenBank genome assembly.